Molecule: messenger RNA, 7755 nt
Organism: Symbiodinium natans
Lineage: Eukaryota; Dinophyceae; Suessiales; Symbiodiniaceae
Source: the annotation of a GenBank genome assembly
AUGCUGCCACUUCAGGACUGCGAUGUGCAGCAGUGGGCUGAGGUAGCAGUCUCAUUGCUCGGACCAGCUGAUUCACUCUCCGAGCCCAGCAGGACCCGCAGUUGCUUCUUGCCUGCAGAGGUGAGGACGGACUUCCUGCUUGCGUCGGCCGAUUUACGCGGUGGGACGGUGGAGCUUAUCACAAUUGCUCCUUUGCAGGCUCCCUGGCUCGGAUGCCUAGAUGACUUCCUUUCUUUGGCAACCUGUAAUGCUGACUUCCGACAAGCUCUCCAACGUGGUAAUUUCUGGCACGAUGUCGAACUCAAGCUCAGCGAGCACCUGAGAGCGAGCUUCCGACAAAGCAGUUUCUUCGGCAAUCUUCUGCAAGCGUGGGCGCAGGGCAUUCGUGUGCUUUCCUGCUCACACAAACUGCUGCACGCGGUGUCUGUCCUCGGGAACAGGGUCAUACUUCACGGGAACGGAGAAUAUCUUCCUUGUGUGGUGUCUCCGGUUCAUCUUCCGUCUUCGACAAGGAUAACCUAUUGGAGGUCGGAGAAGCAGACAUGCCGGUCGGUGUCCCUGGAGAUUUCUCUUCCUUCGGAAUCUCGGUUCCUCGUGCUGGCCCUUCGUCGCGUCCAGCACAUCAGUACCCCAGACAACAGCACCUGCAUCGUGUUGCGGAAACCACGUGCAGCAGAUGGCGGUGUAGAGUUCCGGCUCCGUGAUGGCCAGCGGGUUGCCGGUCCCGGUCGCAAGGACGUCACCCUGGCUAGCAGCUCCGCGCACACGUACCACCUCGAGUGGAAGAGAGAGUUUCUGAACUUCUCUUUGGAUCAGAAAUGCAUUGCCAGUGUUCCAUUGACUGUAGAGCAGAACCUGGACCCGUGGCUUCGUCCUGCAGCAAUGUGCGUGGCUCCGCCGAGCUCGUCCGCCAGGGACUUCCGAGUGACCAAUCUCCCUUUUCGGUACUCGGCAGAGUUUGGGCACCCAACGUGUGCAUAUUGCUACAAGGAAAGCCUAGCGUGCUGUCAAAACUGCGAACACUGGUUCUGCGAGCAGCACGGCCUGGCAGGCACGGAUGUUUGUCUCUCCUGCCUUCCAGAAACCUUCCUGGAGGACCGGUUGGCAGGGUCUUCCAUCGGGAGCACCACGACUUCACGGCUACAAAUCGAAAGACGUCGACUCCAUGCACUGCGGCGACAAUACUUGCGCUUUGCGAGCGACUUGCAAGGGUUCCAGCAGCUAUGUGACCGUAUGGAGACCCUUGAAGAGCUUCUGUGCGAUACGAACCCGGAGGAUUUCUCCCCACAGGCGCAAUUUGAUCAGCCGAUGCAGGACACAGUUCUGCGCAGACUGCAAGAUGUCGUGAAUGUUCAGGAAGCAGGAACCUUCUUCGUUGUUGAUGACACCCAUCGAAGGACUCCCGGGCACUGUUCAUUGCGAGACUUUGAACUUGAGGUCGCUCUUCCGGCGUGUCUGCGACAUGGUGCCUGGCCACGUUCCAUCUGCGUGGGAACGCCCGCGUCUUUCGACGUCGAGAAGCUGGCUGGAGUUGUCAUUCUAGACGUUCUCGCUGUUCUGCACUCGCACCCGAGGGACAGGGAUCUGCUCUUCAGGGAUGCAGAUCACUCGUACACAUGGAGAGGCCAGAGAGUCAGUCUGUCGGUCACUGGACUCAUUCAUUCCCUCGCUCAAAGCUUCAACCCGACCGCUGCAUUGGCAGCUAUGCGUCGGGGGAAGAACUGGCCUCGUCCUGAGUACGUCGCGCCCGACAUGGUGCAAGAGUUGCAGCGACUUCUGGAAGGAGACACGUCGGCCAGCGUGGAAGUCAAGCGUCUCCUUUCUGCUGAGGAGGUCGACGUGGCAGCUGUGUGCCGCCAUCUUCGCGACCUCAUCUGGACGCACCCUGGGUACGAAUACCUGGCGACGGCUGCCUCCUUGUCAGAUUCCCAGAUUCUGGCAAAGUGGGAGCGCAAUCGGAGAGUUGCGGCUGCGGAAGGGACAUGGCUGCAUGCCAAGUGCGAGUGCCUUCUCAACGGAGGCUCUGUCCCCGUGGCCUCGCCAGAAAUCUGCAUGUUCCUCAAGUUCGUGCGACUUUUCCGAGCAGAGGGGUGGACCUUCCGAAGAACGGAAUGGGCCAUCUACGCAGAAGCCGAAGAUUUGGCUGGCUCCAUCGACGCUGUGGCGGUGCGCGGCAAUGACAUCUGUCUUGUCGAUUGGAAGAGAACGAAACAACUCUCUUCUAAAGACUGCAGCUUCGGACGUCACCUCCACUAUCCGCUGCAGGAUGUUCCGGAUGCAGUUCUCUGGCAUUAUCGUGUUCAGCUGAACAUUUAUGCCUGGAUUCUGCGCCGGUAUUAUGAGGUCGUCGUCACAGACCUGCGCAUCGUCUGUUUACAUCCGGACAAUGGUUUUUCUCCUCUGAUCGUCUCCGUUCCUGUUAUGGAAGACGCCAUGGAGAGGCUCAUGACCUGGCGACGGGAUGACUUGCAGUCCUGCCUGCAUCUCUCGCGUGCUCGAACUAUGCAGGAUCUCCGGGCAGGAAGUCAGGUGAGCUCGGAUUCGUUCUCACAGAGGGUGCAGGAGGAAUUGGAUGCUGCGAUGCAGGAGUCGCUGGAAGAACAGGAGACCUUGCAGCCGAUUCCUCAGGAAACACCAAGUGCGAAGAGGCCACGAACCGACCUCGUGGCAAAGCAAUCUGCCCUGGAGAUUGCCGUGUCCGAGUUCAUGCAAACAGACCUGGACGAUAUCGUUCCCGCGCGAGAAGUCGACGCACCUGUGGAGGACGGGGACAUCCUGACAGAAGUUCAACGAAAUCGCGUCAUCGUCGAGUCUUUCCCCGGAAGUGCAACGUGGAGCUCCAAGUUUCAGCAAAUCGUGCAAGGUGCUCUAGCUGUCCAGAAUCUCCGCCUGCUGGACAUCAGCCGUCGAGAGGAAGUUCUUUUCCUCGAGCUCAUCGAAGGUUGCGGGCGCCACAUCAGAGCUCACGACGGACAAUGCUUUUUUUACUCGGAGCUCGGCUACUGGGCAGCCUACAAUGGCGUCAUACCGCAAGGUACUCUGGCGCGGUGCAAAAGCUUCCUCAUGCACCUGGAGGGCCUCUACUCGAUGUUUGGCGCCCAGGUCCUGCGUCGCACUGAAAGCAUCCUCUCCGAGACAGAGCGGCUUCUCGAGCAGCACAAUGGGUCCUGCCCGGCCCUGCUAGCAGAAUGCGCGCGGGCAGCCAUCUGCCGAGUGCCGACACGCGCAAAGAAGUUCGGGCAAGACGAGGAGGAGGCAGAAGCUGAAAACCGCGGUGGCGGGUGCACCUUGUGGACUGUGGCCAUGGCGAACACCAUCGGCAAGCUUUAUGUGAAAUUGCAGGGUGGCUUCUGCACGACCGAUGGCUGCUUUGUUUUUACGCAGAAUGGAGGCUUGAUGGCGGUGCGCAAGUCGCCGGACAAUAGCCUUUAUGUUCUGCUUCCUCACCGCAUCCUGGAUCCUGUCUCGAAUGAAAUCAAGAACAGAGUCGAGAAGUUCUGGAAGACGACCUACUGGGGCAACGCAGGAGCUUUCCAAGUCUGCAUGGCCUCGCUGACUCUGGCGCUGCAUGGGGAGAAUGUGGAUCGCGCUUUCUGGGGCGUCGGCUCCGGCGGGGUCGGCCAGAGUUUGCAGACUGCACAUCUGGAAGCUCUCCUGGGGAACUACCAUUCCUGUCUCGACAUGAACAUUUACUUCGUUGACGAGGAGAUGCGGAAGCAGGCCGCGCGACUCGUGGGAAAGAUUGUCGUCACGGGACAGGAAAGCGUGCAAGGCUCCCGCAAGUCUAUGCGGGAGGACAUCUACAAAAAACACAUCUCCGCAGACAAGGUUCCGGAGCGACUUCCAUAUUCCAUCGACACUUCGCUGGUCGAAUUGCGUGGGUGGAAGCGCUUCGAAAUGAAUGCCUAUCCUAAGUUCGUUGGCGUGACGGAGGAAAACUUGCCCUCCAUCUUCCGUCGGACCGCAGUGUGUCGGUACAAGGCAACUUUCGUGGAUGCAGCUCGUAUUCAUGGUCAAGAAGACAGAGCUGCCGAGAAGGGCAUCUUCGCCAGGGAUCCGACUCUGAAGGACGCUCUACGAGACAAUCCUGCCUGUGUCGUGACCUUGCGUUCUGUCUGCAAUUUUGCCCGGCGUUACACUGCUGCAGACUGCCGAGAUAUGUUGGAAAGGUACGUCCAUGGAGGGGAUGAAGGCCUUACCAGCAUUGCUGUUCGUAGCAGUUGUGGUCUGGCCGUGUCCGAAGCAUCUCUUGUGGAUCCCAUCGAGGUAGUUCUCGCAGCUGCUGAACCGCCGCAGCCCGUGGACGAGGUCGAGCGUGUGCAAAAAGCACGGAGAAGUGAGCAAGACCGGACUAUGGAGGAAAUCCAAGGCUGGCUCGUGCAAGAUCGCAAAGAUUUUUUCACUGCAGCUCAAGUGAAAAAUUGCAGAACCCGCACCUUUCUGACCUUCGACCGGAAGAAUGCGCAAGACAUUCUGGACAAGCUGGAAGGAGAUGGCCGGCUUCUUUCCCUGUCAACGGUUCUGCAGAAAGCCGGGCAGACGACCAUAUAUCUCCCGCGGAUUUCGGCGCAAAAAGCCUUGGGAGAGGUCAUUCCGUUGGGCCCAGAUGAAAACAUGUGUUUCACGGAGGAGUUCAGCAUGACCCAGAUGCGGCAGCGCCUAGCCCCGGAAGCUUCUCGCAUGCUCAACCUCAAGACACUAGCCAAAAGUUACAAGCAGCGGAAGGCUGGCGACAGCAAGAAAAAAGGGAUCAAGCGAAAGCAGGUAAACGAGCAUGACAGUGAUGUGAAGCUUGGGGAGGAGUUGGCCAUUAUGCAAGAUAAGGACGCGGACUUUUUCGAAGAGAUCAAGACCUUGGCGGAAGCGGGGGAACAAUCUGCUGAUGGAGUGGUUGCUGUACAGCGGGAGUACUUCUACUCCAGGAAGGAAAGAUCUCGUCGUUUCGUCAAGCAAAGAGGGGCACAGUCAUGCUCCCGGCUGGCGAGGGCCGUCUGCUGUCCGUCGACGCGAGACUUAGACUUGCACGCCAGCAUGUUCAACAUCGUAGUUCAGCUGGUGGAUGCGCUCGUGGUGCCAGAUCUCGACUUGCCUGCUUGGCGUGCCGUGGCUGCCGAUCGCAAAAAAGUCUGCGAGGACAAGUUACAUUGUUCCGAAGCAGAAGGCAAGCAACUCUUGCUGGAAACUGCCAAUGGCGCUAGCAUGGACAAGAAUUCCCGGUUGUCUGCGGACGGACAGAAAUUUCUGCAGGAGCUUUCGGAUGAAAGCCGCGCCCUACGCUGGCUGGCAUGUACACAGUUGCCGGACUUGUACACGGAGAUAAGGGGCCAGAAGAAGUCCGGCUGGCCUGAAGCCACGGUCUUCUCGUACUGGUGGACUGCCGCAGAAGAUUACAUUCUGCAGCACAUCCUUCACGGUAUUCGAAUGCACUACUUGCCAGGGCAUAUCUCUUGUCAUUUCGACGGAGUUCUCGUGGCAAAGUCUCUCGUCCUCGCAGUGGAAGAGAAGGUGGAACGCGACAUGAUCGAGUAUCUCCAAGAGCACGUUUCGCGUGCGACUCCUUUUCGCAUCACUCUCAAGGACAAGACUCUUCCCGCCUUUGAGGAGAAGCUGCGAAGCGCCUUCGAGCAUCUCUCCGACAUCGCGUGUUUUGGCGUUUCCACAGACCUGCUGAGCACAAGCCCGAACUCCAUCCCGCCAGCUUUGGUCUUCAUCGGUGCGGAUCUGCAGCGUGUCGUGUCUUCCUUGGAAGAGGAGUCCCCAGCCAAUGCGGUGGCCGAAACUCGAAACGUUCGGCGAUACGCCGACUGGCAUGGACUUGACACAAAAUAUCUUCUUCCUGCUGGCAAAUUGGAAGCACCUCGCCAGAAGAAUUGUCUUUUGCACAUGGAGCUUCCGGAUCAAUCCUGCUGCUUGGGCGUCCGGGCUCUUGUCGGCGAAGCAAUUCGAGUUUCCUGCAAAGGCAAGAGCUUUGAGACAACUUGGCAGAGGCUUACCGCGGUGAUAGAAUCCUUCGUGGGAACCAAGGAGACCAUGCUGUUCGAGAUUGUCGAGAAGGACCCCGAGUUGGACCACGCGGACACAGGUUUCCUUGAUUUGCUUGCAGGUGCGUCUGUUGCCAGCAGCAGUAGAAAACGACCCGCUGCUGCCAUGGAUGGAGAGCCAGGGGAGGGCUCGCGCAACGAGGGGGAGGUCAACGUGGGCGAGGAACUCAGAAGGCUGCUGCAGGAAGAAGUGAACGAAGCUCUCCGCGCCGUAGACUCUCAAAGCAACACCACCUUCCUUUCCAGCGUAUGCCCGUGCUGUCCUUGGCGACGUUUCGAAAAAAGAGCAAACCUUCGGCGGCACCUGAUUUCGCAGCACAAAGAGGCAAAGAGGUAUUGUCCAUCUGGCACCAAGCAGCUGCGAAUAGCCAUUGCUUUGUAUGACCACGAUGCAAUCGCGGGUGGAGCCAUGAGUGCAGGCUUCCUGAGACGGUCGGCAGCCAUCAUGAGGGCCGACGUAAAGCCUCCUGUACCGACAACAAAUGUUCACAUCGACAAGACUGUCAGGUACGUCCUAGAUGCGAACGGUCCCCGCAUCAUGGCCUUGCAUUGCAUCAAGUCAAGCAAGGACCUGCGACGUGUUGGCAAUUUUUACUACACGUAUGAUUUUGCCUGCGCUUUUCUGCAGGCGGCAGCUGCAGGGAAUGGUUCCCUUCAGAAAAUAUAUUCUGCAUUUCUGGGAGCCUGCACGCGCCAUGAUGGCCAGCUUUCUUCCAUCAUACCUCGAGCCACCAACGGCUUUUGGACAAAUGUCCUCGAGGAUUUGAUGCAGGCACCUCCAUUCCAUGAAUUCCGUCAGCGUCUGCUGGAGGACUGCAGAGCGCAUGACGAGUUCCGGUACCUCAGUGUUGAUGCUACCUUCAAGAUCAACCUGAAGGUAAUUGGACAGGCGGACUUUCACGCAUCGCAGUCCUCUCGGGCUACUGCUGCCAUACCUGAAGCCAGCGCAGGUUACCGCACACUAACCUGUCGUGGCCGCACAGGGGCAGCUGUGCUCAUCAGAGUCGUCCGGUCCGAGAAGGCAACGGUCGUGGCCGAAACUCCAUCCAGCACUUUGCCCGCGGAUCAUCGAGCCCAGGUUGUUCAUGUUGCCUCUGAUGCACCAUCGGCAGAGAUGUUCCGAGUCUUGAAAGGCGUGCUGCCCAACCUGUGCAGCAUCUCCCUCGAUGCCAUGCACAUCGUGAUGGUGUAUCAACAAAAUAUGAACAAUAAAAAGACACAGGGGAGUCGAUGGCUUGCACUUCUGAUGGACAAGUUUCGCAAAAGACACCCUGUCCGCACAGCUGCGUCCUGGGGGCCCUUCUACACUGGGCAGGUUUUACCUUCUUCCAGCGCAGAUGUCCGAGCCAUGCGAGAGCGUCUAGAAGCGCCAGACAUGUCUGCCCGAGAGGCAUAUGAGCACCUCGAGACUGUGGACCCUGAUCAGCCCUGGCUCACCGAGAUCGGGUUCCUUGAGGCAGUCCAUGCUCACCUUUCUCUGUUCUAUGACGAGGUGCAGAAAAUCACAUAUUCGGGAGUCUCUUUACAUCGGCUGAUCCUGAACAUGGCCUCGCAGACAAAAGUCCAAUGGCUGCUCAACGACACUCGCUAUCGCCACUCGGUGGAGCGAGAAUCCUUGGUGCUUCUGCCCAGCGGAACCACAUCCAACGAGAGCCUCCAUCACGAGAUCAACCACUGGUUCCGGGAGACAGCAACUUGGUUGCACCUGUCCUAA